AUGGUGAAGCUUGAUUUCAACCUCGAGCGGGACGUACCUAAGCUGACCGGCAAGAUACUGCUGAUUACUGGUGGUACGAAUGGUCUCGGCGCAGCUGCGGCUAAGAUGUUGGCGAGCCGUAACCCUACUAAAAUUUACAUCACCGGCCGUAACGAAGCCGCCGCUCAGAAGACCAUUGCGCAAAUCAAAUCCACUGAGAAUGGCAGUGGUGUGAUUUUGGAGUGGCUUCGCUGCGACCAUGCCAACCUUGUCUCUGUUAAAGAAGCUGCCGACAAGAUUCUGUCACAGGAAUCCCGCCUCGACGUGCUCAUGGCGAAUGCCGGCAUCAUGGCCCAGCCACCAGGUCUCACGGCCGACGGCUUUGAGCUGCAUUUCGGCAUCAACCACCUUGCUCACGCCCUUCUGAUUCGAAAGCUCCUCUCGCUGCUUCAAAACACCGCCAAGCUCUACGGUGAGGCUCGCAUUAUUCCUGUUUCGAGCCUUGCUCUCGUCCUGGCUCCGCAAGGUGGCAUCGUCUUCAGUGACCUCAAAACUACACAGGAAUAUUGGCUCAUGGCGAAAUGGCAGCGUUAUGCCCAGAGCAAAUUGGCAAAUCUGAUUUACGGGAAGGAGCUCGCCCGGCGAUAUCCUGAAAUCCUUACCCUAAUCGCUGAUCCAGGGCCUAGCAACACUGGCCUAGUCACAAGCCUCGGGUUCCUUGACGAUGAUCAAGGCCACUGGAAUCAGGUCUGGGCUGUCGGUGUGCCCAAGGAGAAGGCUAUUCCGGGGGAGUUCUAUGAGCCCGUGGGUAUACCAACUAAAUCCUACACGUCAUGGUGCUUGGAUAAAGAAUUAGCGGCAAAGCUUUGGGACUGGACGGAAGAAGAGCUCCGGCCGUGGCUAGUUUGA
Molecule: messenger RNA, 888 nt
Organism: Diaporthe amygdali
Lineage: Eukaryota; Fungi; Ascomycota; Sordariomycetes; Diaporthales; Diaporthaceae
Exons: 4
Coding region: 1-888 (295 amino acids)
Source: RefSeq, a predicted model, not a curated record